AAACAUCUAUUUAUGACUGAAUCCGAUAAUCUUGUACACUGCUUCGUAUUUUUUAUUUUCCCUUGGUGAAAAUGUCUUUACUAUCAACUAAAGCAUUUUCUUUUCUUAAAAAUGCAGUGACUUCUCCCUACAUUCGAGCAUUAUCAGUAACUAGUAAAUUAAAUAUAAAAGAACUACGUGAAUACAAAGAGGGAAAUAAAUUAAUUAUUGAAGGUGUGAGCUUGCCGUCACCGAGAUCAGAAUUGAUAGUAAGAGCAGAGAAGAUUCCAGAUUUAGUACCGACCAAAGACAGUGAAAAUUCCUUGUGUUACUUGUGUAAAUUAGAUCUGGAUGUUAAGCACACAGAUGUUCUGAUACUAAGCCAGUUCGUUCGCAGUGAUGGAUGUAUGUUACCGCGUCGAAUUACUGGGUUGUGUCGUAUGCAGCAGAAAAAAGUAGGCAGAAUGGUUACAAUGGCUCAAAAAGCAGGUCUUUUGAUUAACCUUACACCAUCUUUUUGUAAAAAAGACCCGAAAAAGAGGUAUGGUUACAAGAAGUUUAAUACAUACUAUGAUGAGAAGACCAUUUUUUGGAAGAGAAUUCCAAACCAAAAUGACAGGUUUAAGCGUUGAGUAUAGAAAUUAUUGUAUGUAAGAGAUAUUUAGUUAAUUAGGAAAUAAACCAUAUAGAAAAUAUUAAAAUGUAUGUAAUGUACCAGCCUAAAAUAAAAUGUUUGAGGUAAUCAGUCAAUCAAUACCAAGGUCAGGUAUUUGCAUAUGGGUAUAAAAUAGAUUUUACAUGUAGCACAAUUAACAUUUACUUGGUUGGUGAAGUCAUAAUGAUAAAACUGGCAAGUCAAAGAUCAGAAAGUAAACAUUGUCUCAGUUCAGAGGUGAUUAUCCCUUACAGACAUCUCAGCCAUAAAGGGUAUUCCCACUUUAUUGUGGUAACUAAAAGCAUUAACUAUAUUAAAUAUUAUUUGUUGGUGAAUAAAUAAAAAAACAAAUUUUAGACAA
Pieris brassicae (large cabbage white) is the source of this 995-nucleotide messenger RNA. RefSeq names its product 28S ribosomal protein S18a, mitochondrial (gene mRpS18A). The record is from RefSeq and is a predicted model, not a curated record. Gene Ontology annotation, biological process: mitochondrial translation. Gene Ontology annotation, cellular component: ribosome; mitochondrial small ribosomal subunit. Gene Ontology annotation, molecular function: structural constituent of ribosome; small ribosomal subunit rRNA binding. The transcript has 3 exons. Lineage: Eukaryota; Metazoa; Arthropoda; Insecta; Lepidoptera; Pieridae. Bases 72 to 611 code for a protein of 179 amino acids.